CUUGUUUUAUAUAAUUUUAGAAAAUUCUGCAGAAGGAAGAUGAAAAGGGAGACAAUAAUGAAGAAUAUAAAAAAGAUUUGACUGCUGGCAAAAGGAGUUUAUCUGAAGAAAAACCGCAUGGUUCCUUUUUUGAUAUGAAUGGACAUGUUGAGACAGUGCUUCAGUCAGAGGCAAAGGUGGCUGCUGCACGCUCUGUCUGCAAGAUUUUCUCCCCAACAAAAGAUGGUACCUUAACAGCUACCGGAUUUCGAGUUGGGUCUAGAUUUAUAAUGACAGCUUGUCAUGUGACAAGUAGAUUUCUUGAAGGUCAUCAGUAUGCAGCUGAAAAGUUUGUUGUUUUUAAUUACAAGCAUGAGAGUGGUUUCAAUGAAGAGGACAAAUUCCAUUUAGGCAAAACAGUAUUUUCCAAUUUAGAAACAGACAUUUCAGUUGUAGAGUUAGAAUGUGAUUCACGCACUUUGCCUCCUCCUUUGCGUUUAUUUUGUUCCCCUGUUUCUGAUAGAGGGUUCCAUUUAAUAGGACAUUCUCAAGGGAACAUCAUGGAAACAAAUUUUGUAGACAAAAUAUGCAUUGAUAACCGGGAAAAAGCUAAACUGAGGAAUGAAAUGAAUGAGAAGAGCAUUAAUUAUACAGGUGGCAGACAUUGUGAUUGCCCACCUCAUGAUAAGAUAGACAAUCCUCAUAGAUUUCUGUUUCUCUGCAGGUUCACCAAAGGUGGGAGUGGUGCACCUGGUGUUGUUCUUAUUGGUAAUAAAAUUUACGUGACAACAGUCUUAUUAUGGGGAUAUCCUAAUUGGUACUUUGAUCCAACCAUGGAGGAAAAAAAAGUUAAUUGGCCUGUAGGAGACUGCAUUCAGCAAGGGGUUAAUCUUAAGUCUUUGCAGGAAUUUAUGUUCUUGGCAUAUCCUGACCUCAGUAUAGACAUAUUUGGCGACCAGCCAAUACCUUGAUCUGAUAAAAUGGUAAUUGUACCCCCACAAACAAAGUCUAGGGGGCUAUAUAGGUGUCGGUUGGUCGGUCAAAUUUAUGGAUUCAGGAUAAUAAAUAGAGUUUGGAAUCCGGUAUUGUAAUCAAACUUGGUAUAUAGCUACCUUAUGUAGAAACCCCUGUUGAUACUGUAAAACAUUUAUUAUUCGCAAGAAAUUUAAUUUAUU
Molecule: messenger RNA, 1154 nt
Organism: Ruditapes philippinarum (Manila clam)
Lineage: Eukaryota; Metazoa; Mollusca; Bivalvia; Venerida; Veneridae
Exons: 3
Coding region: 135-950 (271 amino acids)
Source: RefSeq, a predicted model, not a curated record